Molecule: messenger RNA, 590 nt
Organism: Leptinotarsa decemlineata (Colorado potato beetle)
Lineage: Eukaryota; Metazoa; Arthropoda; Insecta; Coleoptera; Chrysomelidae
Gene: Aprt
Product: Adenine phosphoribosyltransferase
Biological process (GO): adenine salvage; AMP salvage
Cellular component (GO): cytoplasm
Molecular function (GO): adenine binding; adenine phosphoribosyltransferase activity; AMP binding
Source: RefSeq, a predicted model, not a curated record
CUAAUUUAAAACUGGCAACACUGACGUGGAUAAGCCCCCAUAACCUAACAUCAUAAACAACUCACACAGACAGAGACAAACUACAACAGGAGUCUUUCAACAACAUAAAUACAUCAUCAGAAAUUAUAUCUACUAUGUAAUUGGGUGAUUUUUUUGAAACGAAACGAUAGGUAUUAGAAGAUAUAGACAUGGCAGAUUUUACAGAGAAAAUAGAAUUGAUAAGGAAACAUUUGAAAAGCUAUCCAGAUUUUCCGAAAAAGGGCAUUUUAUUCUGGGACAUUUUCGCUGUUUUACAACAUCCGCACGUUUUAGCGGCGUUGAAAGAUGUUUUGAUACAAACUGCAAGGGAAAUUCAACCACCUGUGGAGUGUGUGACUGCCCUGGAUGCACGUGGAUUUCUGUUCGGAACGCUUUUGGCACUGGAUCUAGAAGUACCUUUUGUACCGAUUAGGAAAAAGGGAAAAUUACCUGGAAAUGUUGUGUCGAUAGUGAGCACCAAAGAAUAUGGAGAAGUGAGUUUGUUUCAAGCACAUUCGGCAACUGCAGGAAGGAAAGCGUAGAAGGGCCACACGUUAUUUUUACCAAAUAAA